Molecule: messenger RNA, 849 nt
Organism: Chanos chanos (milkfish)
Lineage: Eukaryota; Metazoa; Chordata; Actinopteri; Gonorynchiformes; Chanidae
Product: hydroxysteroid 11-beta-dehydrogenase 1-like protein
Exons: 7
Coding region: 1-849 (282 amino acids)
Cellular component (GO): intracellular membrane-bounded organelle
Molecular function (GO): oxidoreductase activity
Source: RefSeq, a predicted model, not a curated record
AUGAAGAUUCACCUGGUACUUAUUUCAGUCUCUACUGUACUAAUGGCUUUUCUGUGGAGGGACACAUUCGAUGCAGAAUCGGUGCGUGGGACCCGUGUGUUGGUGACUGGUGCCAGUACGGGAAUUGGGGAACAGAUUGCAUACCAUUAUGCACGACUGGGUGCCCAAAUCGUCGUCACAGCACGAAGAGAACAGGUUUUGCAGAGAGUGGUGAAGAUGUGUCGAAAGCUUGGCGCUGAGAAGGCCCUCUAUGUAACUGCAGAUAUGUCCCUGAUCACUGACCCUGAGAGAGUCGUUAAAUUUGCUGUUGACAACCUGGGAGGGCUAGACUUCAUGGUCCUGAACCACAUUGGAAGCAGUAACUUUGCCAUGUGGGAUGGAGAUGGUGACCAUGUUAGAUCGCUGAUGCAGGUGAAUUUUUUGAGCUAUGUUCAGAUGACGUCUGCAGCAUUGCCCGUCCUGGAGCAGAGUGGAGGUUCUGUCGUGGUAGUGUCGUCACUGUUGGGCAAACUGACCACCCCAUUUGUGGGACCUUAUUCAGCCACUAAAUUUGCCCUGAAUGGUUUUUUUGGCACGUUGCAGCAUGAGCUGAGUAUGCAGAACAGCAAUGUUUCUCUGACAAUCAGCAUUCUUGGAUUGAUUGACACAGACAGCGCUAUGGAGAAAGUCAGAGGGAAAACUUACAUGAUUGCCUACCCUGCCAGUGAUGCUGCCCUGCACAUCAUCAAAGCUGGGGCCACACAUCAGAAGGAAUCCUACUACCCCUGGUUUCAUUACUUCACCUGCCUUUUCAGAGACUGGUUCCCCCACUUCCGUGACCUUGUCAUACAAAAGUCCUUCACUUAUUGA